Messenger RNA from Caenorhabditis angaria, 1130 nucleotides. NCBI's taxonomy places the organism in Eukaryota, Metazoa, Nematoda, Chromadorea, Rhabditida, Rhabditidae. The record is from the annotation of a GenBank genome assembly.
AUGGUGGCUAAAGUCGAGUUGAGCAAGAACUUGAAGGUAUGAUUUUCAAAAAUUGGCGCUGUAUGGUACAAUAAGAUUUUUGUAGUAUGUUAUGAUUGGAUUGGGUGCGCUGGUGCUUAUGAGUUGGUUAUUGUUGGUGGUGCAGUGUAUUAGGUGAGGAUUUCUGUAGUUUUAUGGCUUUUAACAAAAAUAACUUGAAUUUCGGAACAAUAAUCAGAAAAAUAUGGAUUUUCCGGCUUUUCCACAGUCUUGAGAGUCAGAUGAUCAAAAUCUGAACGCAAUCUGUUUUUUUUCAGAGAAGGAUCUCUGAUAAGCGACAUCAGAAAAGAAAUGAAAGACAUUAAAGAGGAUAGUAACGACUUCGAAAAUAAUACAAUGGUGCCAUCAGUAUUUGCCCCAUUUAUUGUCGCAAUAGCCUGCCUACUUUUUGCAUUUGUCUCAAUAUAUUUCAUUCUUUUUCCCAUUGCUAUUUUUUCUCCAAUCAGUAUCGGAUUAUCAAUUUGGUCCAUGGCAAAAGUUAUCAAAGAUUUAGACCAGACUAAAAAAGCAACUGAAGAUCUUAAAAAAGUUUUGGAUGUUCUGAAAGAUAUGAACAGACAAUUUGCAGCAAUAAAACAUAGAUUAUCAGAGUUGAAUGAUAUUAUUAGAGAAGUCAAAGAAUAUCUUGAUCAACAUCGAAUUGAUACUACAGAGCUGAAAACAGCAGAGUUAGCCGAAUUAUUACCUAAACUCGAUGGAUUAGAAAAAUUUAUUAAGCUUGUAGAAGACAUUCCACCCAUUUAUAAUUUCAAUCUAGUCGUUUUGGGAUUUAAUAUUUUUUUGUGUAUUGUCACACUUUUAUUUGCCGUAUUUCUCAUUUUGUGAGUUUACAAAUGUUCAGCAAGAACACUUUCUCAUCUUGUUUUUUCAGCAAGUACAAACGUGGUAAUGUUGGAAAUAAUAACAAUAACAAUAAUAAUAAUAAUAAUAAUGGUGGCAAUAAUUUCAACGGCGGAAAUAAUGGUAAUCUCGGAAAUAAUGGUAAUGGCGGAAACAAUUUUAAUGGCGGAAAUCAUUAUAAUGGGGAUACGAAAUCGCCUGGAACAAAAGGUGGAACUGGCAAAACAGAUUCGCACAGACACUAUAAAUGA